GCAUGGGGCUGGGGUUAUGCAAUUCGCAACAUUUGAUAUGUUUACUUAUGUUGCUGUAGAAAUUUGGAUAUCUGUUUAACCCACCGCAACCAGAGCAUCAUGAAAGGCGCGAAGAUAAACAGGAUCUGAACAAAAUACCCGGAGUGGCAGGCGUUGAUUAUCCGAUCUACCACGAAGUUCCGCACACGCAAUUCAGUUGCCACAAUGUGCCUGCUGUUCCGGGCAUGUAUGCGAAUGUGGAGACAGGUUGCCAGGCCUAUCAUGUGUGCCACGAUGGUCGCGAGGGGCACCAGGGAGCUUCAUUCCUUUGCACAAACGGAACCAUAUUCAAUCAGAAGGAAUUCGCCUGCGACUGGUGGUACAAUGUGAAGUGUGAGGAGGCUAUUAGCCUCUAUCACUUAAACGCCGAUCCUGAGCAUAAUCCCUAUGUGCCCAAGAAAAAGCCUGAACUGGAACACGAAGCACACGCGCCACAUGGCGGUGCUGGCUUUUUGAUACAUGCCUAAAUCACAUUACAUUUCUUUCAUCCACUAUUUAAAUUCUUUUAAAACUUUCUAUUGAGGCAAU
Molecule: messenger RNA, 567 nt
Organism: Drosophila montana
Lineage: Eukaryota; Metazoa; Arthropoda; Insecta; Diptera; Drosophilidae
Exons: 2
Coding region: 225-506 (93 amino acids)
Cellular component (GO): extracellular region
Molecular function (GO): chitin binding
Source: RefSeq, a predicted model, not a curated record